AUGCCCAAAAACAAAAAAAGGAAACUCAACAACCACAAUCAUCACCACCACAACCAAUCAACAUCCCAGGAUAUAACUCACGAAGAAAUCUGGGACGACUCAGCGCUGAUCAGGUCAUGGAACGAUGCGGUAGCCGAGUAUGAGUUUUAUCAUUCUAUUCAUGCGAAGGGGGAGGAUGUGGAUGAGGUUUUGAGACGGGCUGAGAUGGAGGAGCAGGAGAGUGGGGAGGCACGGCGAGAUGAGCAGGAGGUGGUAGAUGUUAAUGGUGUGCACGUGAACGUAGGUCAUGAGGGUGAGGCGGAAGAGGGCGAAGUCGACGAUGUCACCCAGACGACCGGCACUUUGCCUAUAGAAGACGACGUGCCAGUACGGAUUGGUCCACCACUGCCGCCUACUAUUAAGGCUUCAUCGGCAGCUCUUACUGGUAGUGCAGGUCCUGCACCAGCUACCACUGCUCCUUUAGGGGUUGAAGCGCAACUCCCGAAAACAGCAGGGACUUCAGCAGCUUCUAGUAGUGCUGACCAGACACUGGAAAACAUCAAGAUGGCUUAUUACUGGGCGGGAUACUAUUCGGGCUUGUAUGAUGCACAGAGGCAGAGGGGUACAUGA
Molecule: messenger RNA, 609 nt
Organism: Lithohypha guttulata
Lineage: Eukaryota; Fungi; Ascomycota; Eurotiomycetes; Chaetothyriales; Trichomeriaceae
Exons: 1
Coding region: 1-609 (202 amino acids)
Cellular component (GO): nucleus
Source: RefSeq, a predicted model, not a curated record